CAAACCUGCGUAGACAGAAAUUGAAUUUGUUUCCAUCUGCUCGUCGGUGUGAACGUUAUUAAGUUGUAAUAAUUCAGAUUUAUCGUUUAAUUUGCUUUAUUAAACAAAUAAAUACCUGUCGCAGCCUAGCAGCAAUAUUCAACAUUUAAAUUACUUUUAAAAUUUGCACCGCGAAUCUGCAUCUUUGUAAACGCUUGCCUACGAAAUUUCAGUAAAUUUGGAAAAAUGGCAGGACCACUUCCAUUGCUUUCUGAGGAACCGGCUUAUCAAAAAUUGCAACAAUUUUAUAAUGCCCACGGCAAAGAUAUUAAGAUAAAGGAACUUUUUGCUAGUGAUACUAAUCGCUUCAAUAAGUAUAGUCUGCGUUUGAAGACACCCAAUGAUGGCGAGAUAUUGAUUGACUAUUCAAAAAAUCGCAUUACAGAGGACGUGUGGCCUUUGUUAUUUGACUUGGCAAAAUCACGUAAGGUAACGCAAGCGCGCGACGCCAUGUUCUCUGGAGAGCCCAUUAAUAUUACAGAAAAUCGAGCCGUACUCCAUGUUGCACUACGAAAUCGCGGAAAUGAACCAAUCCUUGUCGAUGGUAAUGAUGUAAUGCCGUUAGUGCGGGCUGAAUUAUCCCACAUGAAGGAGUUCACCAAUCAAGUUAUCUCAGGCGUCUGGCGGGGCUGUACCGGCAAGCAAAUCACCGAUGUGGUUAACAUUGGCAUUGGCGGCUCCGAUUUGGGACCUUUGAUGGUAACUGAAGCACUCAAGCCCUAUUGCAAGGGCUUGCACUCCCAUUUCGUUUCAAAUAUUGACGGAACACAUAUGGCAGAGGUACUAAAACGGGUUAACUAUGAGACAACGCUUUUUAUUGUUGCCUCGAAAACAUUCACGACGCAAGAGACCAUAACUAAUGCCACAUCGGCAAAGACCUGGUUGCUAGAGCAAGCAAAAGAUUCUGCUGCUGUGGCUAAGCAUUUCGUCGCCUUGUCGACAAAUAAGGAGAAGGUGACUGCAUUCGGCAUUGACAGUAAGAACAUGUUUGGCUUUUGGGAUUGGGUUGGUGGGCGCUACUCACUUUGGUCUGCCAUUGGCUUAUCCAUAUGCCUAUCAAUCGGAUUUGAAAACUUCGAGCAUUUGCUUGAGGGAGCCCACUUUAUGGAUAACCACUUUAGAACUGCGCCAUUGGAGCAGAACGCACCGGUGAUAUUAGCACUUUUAGGUAUUUGGUAUUCGAACUUCUUCAAUGCAGAGACACAUGCUCUACUUCCUUACGAUCAGUAUUUGCAUCGUUUCGCCGCCUAUUUCCAGCAGGGUGAUAUGGAGAGCAAUGGAAAGUUCGUAACUAAAACCGGCUCCAAGGUAGUUAACUACAACACCGGUCCAAUCGUGUGGGGUGAGCCCGGCACCAAUGGUCAACAUGCCUUUUACCAACUGAUUCAUCAGGGUACUAGAUUGAUUCCUUGCGAUUUUAUUGCACCAGCACAAACACAUAACCCCAUCGCUGGCGGAGCACACCAUAAAAUUCUUUUGGCCAACUUCUUGGCGCAGACAGAGGCGUUGAUGCAAGGAAAAACUACCGCCCAAGCGCGCUUGGAACUGGAGCAGGCAGGUUUGUCCGGUGUGAAGCUGGAGGCGCUGUUACCUCAUAAGACAUUUACUGGCAAUCGCCCCACUAAUUCAAUUGUGGUGAAGAAAGUCACACCAUUCACAUUAGGCACCCUGAUUGCUUUGUAUGAACAUAAAAUCUUUACACAAGGCAUAAUCUGGGAUAUAAAUUCUUUCGACCAAUGGGGUGUCGAAUUAGGCAAACAGUUAGCCAAGGCAAUUGAACCAGAAUUAGCAACAGCGGAUGAAGUUACUACACACGAUGCAUCAACUAAUGGACUUAUCAACUUUCUCAAAGCGAACUGGUAAACAACUCCUAAUAUUGCCCUUACCGUACUCUAGCCGCCGAGGACAAUUUGGGAGAAAGUAGUUUUCAAAAACGCAAAAAUCAUUAAAAAAAAAAAGGUAUAAUGAGGAAAUCCGUUCACAAAAAUGAAGUAGGAUUGUAGCUGAUGCACUACAGGCUUUAUAUACAUAUAAUUUCCAAGAGUUUGCUUAACCGUAUUAGAAACAUUCACACUAUAAAUGGUAGUUUUAAAGCUUAUACUUGUGAAUGCAAAUUGUUGUUUAGUUUUCAGAUUUAUUGAAGGGGAAAAUUAAAAUCAAUUUAGUAAUGAAAAUCGGAAAUGUUAAAGAUACAUAUUUGUCUACUUCCUAGGGGAGUUAUACAUACAUAUUAAGUUUUGUUUAGGAUAUCACUGAUGUGGGACAAUUGUUGAAAAUUAAUAGAGCUUAGUCACUUUCCUCAAUUCGGUAUGUUAAAAGAAAAAUAAAUUUGAUGUUAGAAAGUUAA
Molecule: messenger RNA, 2386 nt
Organism: Rhagoletis pomonella (apple maggot)
Lineage: Eukaryota; Metazoa; Arthropoda; Insecta; Diptera; Tephritidae
Gene: Pgi
Product: glucose-6-phosphate isomerase
Exons: 5
Coding region: 226-1902 (558 amino acids)
Biological process (GO): glycolytic process; glucose 6-phosphate metabolic process; gluconeogenesis
Cellular component (GO): cytosol
Molecular function (GO): carbohydrate derivative binding; monosaccharide binding; glucose-6-phosphate isomerase activity
Source: RefSeq, a predicted model, not a curated record